AUGUACUCCGCCGGCCUGGAGAUCCUGGGCAUGAUCCUGGCCGUGGCCGGCUGGCUCGGCGUCAUGGUGACGUGCGGCAUGCCCAUGUGGCGGGUGGCGGCCUACGUGGGCCAGAACAUCGUCAUCUCCCAGGUGAUCUGGGAGGGCCUGUGGAUGAACUGCUCCGUGCAGAGCACCGGCCAGAUGCACUGCAAGGUGCACGACUCCAUGCUGGGGCUGCCGGUGGACCUGCAGGCCGCGCGCGCCCUGGUGGUCGUCUCCCUGGUGAUGUGCGUGGCGGGCGUCGGCCUGUCCACCGCCGGCGCCAAGUGCACCAACUGCAGCGCCGACGCGGCCAGCAAGCCCCGGCUGGUGGUGACGGCCGGGGUGACCUUCCUGCUGGCGGGGACUCUCCUGAUGGUGGCCGUGUCCUGGACGGCCAACGCCAUCGUGGUGGACUUCUACGACCCCAUGCUGGAGGAGACGGGCAAGAGGGAGUUCGGCAACGCGCUCUACUUCGGCUGGGCCGCGUCCUGCCUCCUGGUCCUGGGGGGCGCGCUGCUCUGCUGCUCCUGCCCCCCCAGGCCGCCCGGAGCGGCCGGCAGUGGAGGAGGCGUCAAGCCCCACGCCCGGGCGGCGGCGGCGGCGGCGAACUACUCGGCUGUCAAGACGGCGUCCGUCAACGGUUACACCAGGAGGGACUAUGUGUGA
Molecule: messenger RNA, 690 nt
Organism: Gadus chalcogrammus (walleye pollock)
Lineage: Eukaryota; Metazoa; Chordata; Actinopteri; Gadiformes; Gadidae
Product: claudin-4
Exons: 1
Coding region: 1-690 (229 amino acids)
Biological process (GO): cell adhesion; bicellular tight junction assembly
Cellular component (GO): plasma membrane; bicellular tight junction
Molecular function (GO): structural molecule activity
Source: RefSeq, a predicted model, not a curated record